UGUCUGAGCGGUAUCUGUAUGAAUGUUGGUUGUAUUAAAGGUGACUGUUUUAGAAGUGUCUGUAUGAAUAGUGAUGGUAUUAGAGGUGACUGUUUGAGCAGUGUUUGUAUGAAUAGUAGUUGUAUUAGAGGUGACUGUUUAAGUAGUGUCUGUAUGAAUAGUGAUGGUAUUAGAGGUUUCUGUUUGAGUGGUGUCUGUAUGAAUAGUGAUGGUAUUAGAGGUGACUGUUUGAGCAGUGUCUGUAUGAAUAGUGAUGGUAUUAGAGGUUUCUGUUUGAGUGGUGUCUGUAUGAAUAGUGAUGGUAUUAGAGGUGACUGUUUGAGCAGUGUCUGUAUGAAUAGUGAUGGUAUUAGAGGUGACUGUUUGAGCAGUGUCUGUAUGAAUAGUGGUUGUAUUAAAGGUGACUGUUUGAGCAGUGUCUGUAUGAAUAGUUACUGUUUGAGCAGUGUCUGUAUGAAUAGUGAUGGUAUUAGAGGUGACUGUUUGAGCAGUGUCUGUAUGAAUAGUGAUGGUAUUAGAGGUGACUGUUUGAGCAGUGUUUGUAUGAAUAGUAGUUGUAUUAGAGGUGACUGUUUAAGUAGUGUCUGUAUGAAUAGUGAUGGUAUUAGAGGUGACUGUUUGAGCAGUGUCUGUAUGAAUAGGGAUGGUAUUAGAGGUGACUGUUUGAGCAGUGUCUGUAUGAGUAGUGAUGGUAUUAGAGGUGACUGUGUCUGUAUGUAA
Messenger RNA from Lottia gigantea (owl limpet), 720 nucleotides. RefSeq lists its product as hypothetical. The transcript is spliced from 2 exons. NCBI's taxonomy places the organism in Eukaryota, Metazoa, Mollusca, Gastropoda, Lottiidae. The record is from RefSeq and is a predicted model, not a curated record. The annotation marks the transcript as partial.